CGCCUCAAGUUCGAGGUCGAGUACGGCAUGCAGCGCGGCUCCACCGACAACUCGUACAUCGUGAAGGGCGCCGAUAAGACCGCGCUGCUGGACCUCCCGGACAAGUCGUUCGCGUCCGUCUUCGCGGGCGCCAUCGACUGCGGCGCCGUCGACUACAUCGUCCUCGGGCACCUCUCCCCGAAACGCGUCGACGCCCUCGCCACCGUCCUGGACGCCAGACCGGCGGACGCGCCCGCCGUGGAGGUGUGGUGCUCCAAUCCCGCGGCGCAGGGCCUACGAGCGCGAUUGCGCACGAUCAAGACGGGCGAGGAGCUGCCUCUGGGGGGCGCGAGGAGGCUCAAGUUCACCACCGCGCCAACCCCGAGGUGGCCGGACACGGUGGCGACGUUUGACCCGCAAUCCGGCAUCCUCUUCACCUCCAAGCUCUUCUCCGCGCACGUCGCGACCAAGACGACGGGCGCGGACGAGGACGCCACGGACGUCGGGCUCGGGUUCGACGAGUUUGGCGGCGACUGGAGGUACUUUUUCGACUGCAUGCUCGCGCCGAUGGCGCGACCCGCCGCGAGGGCGCUGACCACGCUCGCGCCUUACCCGGCGAAGAUGAGCGCGAUCGCGCCGCUGCACGGCCCGGUGGUUCGGAGCGCGAGGAACGAGCUCGUCCGCGAGUACCGGGAAUGGGUCGCAGCGCAGGUAAAAUCCGCGGAUGACUUUAGCGUCGCGGUCAUUUACGCGUCGGCGUACGGUAACACGUCGGCGAUGGCGCAGGCGAUCGCCAGGGGCAUCACCAAAGCCGGCGUCGCGGUCGAGAUGCUCAACUGCGAGCUGAGCACCAAUGAGGAAAUUGAGGCGCUCAUCAAGAAGACGGAUGGAUUCUGCAUCGGCGCGCCAACCCUGGGCGGGCACAUGCCCACCCCCGUGAGCAACGCGCUCGGCGUGAUCGUCAAGGAGUCCACGCGCGAGUUCCCCGCGGGCGUGUUCGGCAGCUUCGGCUGGUCCGGCGAGGCUGUCGACCUCAUGGAGGCGCGGCUCAAAGACGGCGGAUUCGACUUUGCCUUUUCACCCAUUCGUUGCAAGUUCAAGCCCACGCAGGAGACGCUCCAAAUCUGCGAGGAGUCCGGCACCGACCUCGCGCAGUCGGUCAAGAAGAUCCGCCGCAAGAAGCAGUCGGACAAGACCAAGCAAGUGUCCGCGGGCUCGUCCUUCGGGCAGUCCGACACCGCCGCCGCCGUCGGGAGGAUCGUGGGCUCGCUCUGCGCCGUCACCGCCAAGAAGGAUGACGCGCAAUCCGCGAUGCUCGCGUCGUGGGUCAGCCAGGCGUCGUUCAACCCGCCCGCGCUGACCGUGGCCGUCGCCAAGGAGCGCGCGGUGGAGUCGUUCCUGCUGAAAGGGAGCAACUUUAACCUGAACGUGCUCCAGGCGGGUAACGAGAAGGACACCAUGAAGGCGCUGCUGAAGCCCUUUCAGCCUGGGGAGAACCGCUUUGGCGACAUGGAGGUUGAGAUCAGCGAGCGCAACGGCUGCGCGAUCGUCACCGAGGCGCUGAGCUACCUGGAGUGCGAGGUCACCGAGCGGAUGGAGUGCGGCGACCAUUGGGUGGUGCUGGCGACGGUGAGGGAAGGCAAGCUGCUGAAGGAGGAAGGGCUGACCGCCAUCCACCACAGGAAGACCGGGACCUCGUACUGAGUUUCACAGCUGCAGCUGCGUUUUUGUCGAUAAAUCAAUGCAAAUGCAAAUCUAACCGCCAACUCG
Molecule: messenger RNA, 1749 nt
Organism: Micromonas commoda
Lineage: Eukaryota; Viridiplantae; Chlorophyta; Mamiellophyceae; Mamiellales; Mamiellaceae
Exons: 3
Coding region: 28-1683 (551 amino acids)
Molecular function (GO): electron transfer activity; FMN binding
Source: RefSeq, a predicted model, not a curated record